Hylaeus anthracinus is the source of this 462-nucleotide messenger RNA. Its product is annotated as sodium/hydrogen exchanger 9B1-like. Lineage: Eukaryota; Metazoa; Arthropoda; Insecta; Hymenoptera; Colletidae. The transcript is spliced from 3 exons. The coding region runs from base 1 to 462 and encodes 153 amino acids. The record is from RefSeq and is a predicted model, not a curated record.
AUGACUUUGAAGACGCAUCCGAUGUUGAUAAUAGCCUUGGGCGUCAUUCCGUGUUCCGUAGAAAUGGUAAUUAUGUCUCUAUGUUGCAAGGGAAUUCUGUUAUUCCCUUGGAAUUGGGCAGCAAUGACCGGGUCGAUACUCUCUGGAAUGUCACCGGUGGUGGCCAUCAACAACAUCCUAGGUCUGGCCGAAAAAGGCUACGGCGAAGACAAGGGACUGGCAACUAUGAUCUGCACAGCUGCGUGUAUCGACAACGUGCACAUUGUCCCCAUUUUCGUAAUUUGCUACUCGAUCGUCUUCGCAAAUGACAAGGGGAAAGGUAAAAUGUGGGUUUACAUACCCGCUGGUCUCCGAGACUUUAUAUUAGGCAUCCUGACGGGACUUGUCUUGGGAAUUUUGUUCACCUUUUUCCCUCAUCGAGGUCAUGUGAGUAUCUAUUCCUUAGGAUGGAGCGAAAAAUAA